Molecule: messenger RNA, 1524 nt
Organism: Eruca vesicaria subsp. sativa (arugula)
Lineage: Eukaryota; Viridiplantae; Streptophyta; Magnoliopsida; Brassicales; Brassicaceae
Source: the annotation of a GenBank genome assembly
CUACUGUUUCACAGAUCGGGCUUCAAAGCUGAUUCAUAUAUUUAACCAUUAGAUCGAUCUCUCUAGCUCCAAAGUGUAGUGGGUUCGCAUCAUACGGUCAAAGAGAAAUAAACCCUAAUAUAUAUAGGUGGUUUUUUUUUUUGUUUUCCUGGGCUUCUCCCAUGUUAAGUUGUUGCAAAAAGACAGUCACCAGAGAUGAAGAAGGACGCGGAGAUUUGUGUCUUUGUUUGGAUAUAAUAGUGGAGAUACUCAAGAAACUCCCGGCAAAGUCACUUGUGAGGUUCCGAAGCGUCUCCAAGCAAUGGUCAACCAUUAUCGGCAGCCGCAGAGACUUCAUCGAGUCUAUCGUCGCUCGCUCUCUCAGACAGCCUCCCCUGGAGCUUCCCAUCUUCAUCUUCCACCAUUGUGUGCCUGAAGCGUUCUUCACUGUUUCCCCUGUUUUCUCUCCGACCCCCACCGACCAUGUAGUAACUAUCCCUCGACCAAGUCCACGGAACUCCUUCCACUAUCAGUACUCCCGAGGCUUGAUCUGUUGCUCUUCUUCAGAAUCUCAUUUGGUUACCAUAUACAACCCUACUACCAGGCAGCUUUUUCCCUUACCCGAGAUCCAAGCCCUUGCAACACGGUCCGAAUUGAGUUCCUGCUUCUUUGGCUACGACCCUAUCACGAAUCAAUACAAAGUCUUGUCCAUUGUUGUUGUCAACGAUGACGAGCAAAGUUAUCAUGUUUUCACAUUGGGGUGUCAACAGUCUUGGAGGAAAGUCAAAGGCAUUGAUGAAGAAUCCUACUUUCCAAACGAUUACAGUGUAUGCAUUGACGGGACUAUCUACUACCACGCAAACUACAACGCAAAGAGAGGUGUUGAGACUAUGUUGCUGAGUUUCGAUAUUAGGUCCGAAAGAUUUGAUCGCGUCUUGUUUCCACAAGGAUUGUUGACUCCUAUGUUUAACCAGCGUCUAGUGAACUACCUAGGUAAGCUGGGAUGCAUAAUUUGUAACCACAGCAACACAAGUAUCUGGAUUAUGAAUGAUGCCAAAAAACAAGAAUGGUCGAGAACAAUCCUUUGCUUGCCAAACUACCCAGUGAUGAUGUUAGGAGCAGGUGUGGCAUUCUCUGGUGCCACCCCUGCUGGAGAGAUUUAUGCAACUCAAUGUAGGUAUGUCUUUGAAAAGUCAUUGUAUGUUUACUACUAUGACAUGAACCAAAACAGCUUUAGAAGAGUUCAUAUCCAAGGUGGUGUUCGCAAUAAAACAAAGAAGCCUAGGUAUUGGGUGCAAGUAUUUGCAAUUCAUGAUCAUGUCGAGAAUACAAUGUGGCUGUAACAAUUUUCUUUUGUAUUUCUUUUUGUCCCAAUUCCUUAAAAUGUUAUUUAAGGACCUACUGCUUUGAUGCUUUGCAAGUGCAGUUUGGCUGUCGACCAUCUAUAUAUAUUUUGGAUUCUUUAUUACAAUUUACUACAAAAUUUUAUCUUUAUCAUCAGUGUUUUGUGCUCACUGUUCACCCUAAGAAUUAUAUAUGUUUCUG